This is a messenger RNA of Tarenaya hassleriana, 989 nucleotides long. Its product is annotated as tropinone reductase homolog At2g29330-like. The record is from RefSeq and is a predicted model, not a curated record. NCBI's taxonomy places the organism in Eukaryota, Viridiplantae, Streptophyta, Magnoliopsida, Brassicales, Cleomaceae. The transcript is spliced from 5 exons. Gene Ontology annotation, molecular function: oxidoreductase activity. Bases 76 to 864 code for a protein of 262 amino acids.
UAAGGUCUGUGGUAUAAGUUUGUCAAAUGCAUUGUUCGUUUAAGUUGCUUGUGUUCAAAGCCAUACUCUACAGAAAUGGAACAAAGGUGGAGCCUUCAGGGCAAGACAGCUCUUGUAACCGGUGGAGCAAGAGGGCUAGGGCAUGCCAUAGUGGAGGAACUAGCUGGGUUGGGGGCGAUAGUCCACACGUGCGACAAUUCCGAAUCUCAUCUAAACCAAAGUUUACGCGAAUGGAGAGAGAAGGGCCUUCAAGUGAGUGGAUCAGUCUGUGAUGUAUCAUCUCGACUCGCGAGAGAGAAGCUGAUGCAGACCGUCUCCUCUCUAUUCGGUGGCAAACUCGACAUUCUAAUAAACAACGUCGGAAUAUACGUGGGAAAGCCAACAAUAGAAAUGACAGCAGAAGAUUUCUCAUGUCAGAUGGCUACGAAUUUCGAGUCGGCUUACCAUCUCUGCCAGCUCGCUCAUCCUCUCUUGAAGGCUUCAGGCUAUGGAAGCAUCGUCUUCAACUCUUCUAUCGGUGGCGUUGUGUCGUGUAUUCUUGGAUCCAUCUAUGGUGCAACAAAAGGGGCCAUGAACCAGUUGGCAAAAAAUCUAGCAUGCGAAUGGGCAGUGGACAACAUAAGAUCAAAUUCAGUCGCUCCUGGCCUCGUUGCAACCCCUAUGAGUGAUCCGUUUCUGGAUGACGACAAAUUCACGAAGAUUGUGCGCUCAAGAACUCCAUUAGGCCGUCUUGGAGAGCCAAAGGAGAUCUCAUCGCUAGUGGCGUUCCUGUGUAUGCCGACGGCUUCUUACAUAACUGGCCAGACCAUUUGUGUUGAUGGAGGUCUCACCAUCAAUGGCUUCUCCUACCAUCCGACGGAAUAAAUCCCAUUUCAUUCUUCUUCGAAUAACAAUAUGAUUAUGUAAUAUUUGGAUAUAUAACUGAUGUGAUGUAUGAACCGAGUUAUGUAUUCCUGUGCAUGGAUGAAGAAUACUUUUGUUAUUAUUUA